Molecule: messenger RNA, 663 nt
Organism: Verticillium dahliae VdLs.17
Lineage: Eukaryota; Fungi; Ascomycota; Sordariomycetes; Glomerellales; Plectosphaerellaceae
Exons: 2
Coding region: 1-663 (220 amino acids)
Source: RefSeq, a predicted model, not a curated record
AUGCCGCUUCCAGAUUUCACCUCCCCGGCCGUCUUCCCUGCGUUCGCCAAUCUCCCUCUCGGAUCCAACAUCCCCCCUCCGCCCUCCAAGACGUCCAACGACCCGCCACCCUACGCCCCGGGCGACGCGCCCGACGCCUCGGCGCCGCCUACGUACACCCCCGUGCCCGCCACGACGACGCACUUUCUCCUGGCCGAGGUCAAGCAGAACAUGACCAUCACCAAGCCGACGCUGAUCGCGACAGACCGCGCGGGGGCCGACUUUGCCAUCACGUUUGAGGACCGCGGCAUCGACCUCCGCCCCGUCAAGAGCGGCUGGACCGUCGUGGUGCCGGGCGCCACGCGCACGAGCCCGGCCGAGGGCAAGCGCGGCUUCGUGCGCGUCGGCGAGGGCCGCGGCACGGGCGUGCACUACCUGCCGGCGGGGCUCGAGAGGGUGCUGGACCUCGGGCGGCAGCUCGGCGAGGCGGCGCGCGGGGGCGAGGCGGCCGUCUGCGCGGGGUGCGAGAAGGAGGAGACGGAGGGGGAUGCGCUCAUGCGAUGCACGGGCUGUGGGCGCGCGAGGUAUUGCAGCAAGGUGUGUCAGAAGAAGGACUGGGGGGAGGGUGGGCACAAGGUGGACUGCAAGGUGUUCAAGGCCAUGGCCGUCACUUGGGGGGCGUGA